Babesia bigemina is the source of this 3189-nucleotide messenger RNA. Its product is annotated as ribosomal RNA large subunit methyltransferase J family protein, putative. Gene Ontology annotation, cellular component: nucleus; nucleolus; preribosome, large subunit precursor. The record is from RefSeq and is a predicted model, not a curated record. Gene Ontology annotation, molecular function: rRNA (uridine-2'-O-ribose)-methyltransferase activity; rRNA (guanine) methyltransferase activity. The transcript is spliced from 5 exons. NCBI's taxonomy places the organism in Eukaryota, Apicomplexa, Aconoidasida, Piroplasmida, Babesiidae. Bases 1 to 3189 code for a protein of 1062 amino acids. Gene Ontology annotation, biological process: maturation of 5.8S rRNA from tricistronic rRNA transcript (SSU-rRNA, 5.8S rRNA, LSU-rRNA); maturation of LSU-rRNA from tricistronic rRNA transcript (SSU-rRNA, 5.8S rRNA, LSU-rRNA); rRNA methylation.
AUGAGCACCAGGGUGAAGCACGGCAAGGAGCGCCAGGAUAAGUACUAUUACCUGGCCAAGGAGCAGGGGUACCGCGCGAGGUCCGCGUUCAAGAUUCUCCAGCUCGCAAAAAAGUUCAACAUCUUCGAGAACUGCAAUGUGCUGGUGGACCUCUGUGCCGCUCCCGGCGGUUGGCUUCAGGUCGCGGCCAAGCACCUUCCGGUGUCCAGCAUCAUCAUCGGCGUCGACCUCGUGCCCAUCCGGCCCAUAAAGGGCGUAAUCACGAUACAAUCGGAUAUACGCACGACGAGGUGUCGAAACCUGAUAUCGCAAAAUCUCAAGGGAGCCGAGGUGGAUGUCGUCCUACACGACGGAGCCCCCAACGUCGGUGCCAACUGGAACCUGGACGCGUUCAACCAGAAUGUGCUGGUGUUAGAGGCAGCCAAACUGGCUGCGCACGUCCUCAAGAAGGGCGGCAUAUUCGUGACCAAGAUAUUCAGGUCCGCUGAUUACAACUCGCUCAUAUGGAUGCUCGGCAAGUGCUUCGAGCGCGUCAAGGUGACGAAACCGUCCAGUAGUCGUAACGUUUCGGCGGAAAUCUUCGCCGUGUGUAUCGGAUUCCGUACCCUCAAGGCACUCGACCCCAAGCUGUUCAACUGCGAGCACGUCUUCAUAUCCCAGGGCCAGGCGGCAGAAGAACAGGAGGAGAAGGAGACUGCGAAAGUAACAUCUCUGAGCCAGCUGCUGCGGCAGCGGAAGAAGGUCAACAGAGAGGGGUAUGAGGAGGGCGACGACUUCAGGGAGCACAGUGUGCUCGACUUCCUGACCUCGGACAAUCCGCCGCAGAUGCUUAUUUCAACAAACCGGUUCACUUUCAAACCAAGGAGCGGGCUGGAUGAGGAGGCGUCCAAAAAGGACGCCGCCCUGCUCAAGGCGGUAAUGGCCAGCGCGCUGACCACGGAAGAAGUCAAGCUGCUCUGUUCCGACAUUAAGGUUGCCGGGCGUGCGGACUUGCAACACCUGCUCAAAUGGAGGCAGAAGAUAUGCAGGGAGUUAUUCCCUGCCGACAAGGACGCGAAGAAAUCUAAGGCCAAGGCCGAGAAGCAGGAUGGUGAAGACGAUGCCGUUGUCGAAGGCGACGGUGAGGAAGGGGCGGAGCAACCGGAGGCUGAGGAGGAUGCGCUGCGAAGGCAGCAGCUGGAACUUGCUGAUCGCCUGAGAAAGGACCAACGCCGCUCUGAACGUAAGAAGCGCAGGGCCCUCAUGAAGCAUAAGAAGGCAAUGGCAGCCAACUCAGUCAUGCUCACUAAUGACCCCGAGCUGUUCUCCUUGAGCGUGCUGAAGGGGCACGACAUUGAUGAGCUCGACAAGUCGAGCGAUGACUCGGGAGAUGAUUCGGACAAAGCCGACAAGGGAAAGGAUGACAAAGCGUCGAUCCACUCCCGCGUCUCAGCAGCUAAGCGCUUCGACAUCCCCUCCGAUUACAGCGACACGGAUUCGGACGAUUCAGACGCCGAUUCCAUGGACUUGCAGUUUGAAACUGACUCGGAAGUCGAAGACCUUGAAGACGACAAGGUCCACAACAUGGAAGUUGAUCUGGAGGUGCAACACGAAAUGGCAAAACUCGCUGAAUCUGAACGGGCAAAACCUACCAAAAAACUUACUCGUAGGCAGCGUGUCAACAUGGAGCGUGGAGCCGAACUGGCUUCGCUGAUUGAGAGCAUGCAGAGCGAGGCACGGCUGAAGGCGCAGCAGGAAAUGCAGGAGUCAGACUCCGAAGACGAGAGCGAGGAGUCCGUGUAUGAGGGGGGCAAAUCUGACGAUGAGGGAUCGGACGGAAGCAACACAGAUGAUGAUGAGGAUGAUGAUGAUGAGGAGGAGGAGGAGGAGGAAGGUGAAGGCAGCGAACCCGAAUCUGACGCCGACUCCGAAGUUGCGGAUGACAAGCACUCUGACGAUCUCCCUUCAACGAAAAAGGGUGCUUCCGGCAAGGCAGCUGGCAAAACAAUUGACCGCAAGGCCAAGGAAGCUAUGGAAGAUGCGAUGGUUGACCGUUGGUUCGACCAGGACAUUUUUCAAGAAAAGACCCGCGAGACUGCCAGGAAGCAGAAGAAGAAGGAACCCAAAAAAGCCAAGCCUUCUAAAAAGGAAGCGAGUUUCGCAGUUGUGCCGGCAGUAUCGGAUGCUGACGCUAUAGCUCGUGUGCGUGAUGCGGUCGAGGAGGAGCUCACUCGUGACAAGGAGACCAUAGCGGAAGUUCAGGCCAUUGGGUCUCUCCUGGUGGACAAGGGUUCACGAAUGGCGCUAAUAGACGGUGCGUACAACCGCAGAACGUUCGACGAUGGAGACUUGCCAUCGUGGUUUGCGGAAGACGAGAAGAAGCACAGCAACUACGAGAUGCCCGUCACCAAGGAGCUCAUGAAGCGGUACAAGGCCAAACUCUAUGAGUUGAAGAAUCGCCCGAUCCGCAAGGUGCUGGAGGCUCGCGGACGUCGCAAGAUGCGCAUGGAGCGCAAACUCAAGAGCGUCCUCCCCCGCGUGGAGGCAAUGCAGAACAGCGACACGGGCAAGUCGGACGCUGCGAAGAAGCUGCUCCGCAAGGUGAAGCGCGCGGCCUCAGACAAGCGCGAGAAGGUCUAUGUGGUUUCCCGACGUGGCGGCUCGUCUACCUCGGCGCCUAAGGGCGGCAAGGGGUCGCGCAAGGUUGUCAAGGCGGUGGACAAGAGGAUGAGGAAGGACAAUGUGCGGCAGAAGCAGAAGCCCCGCUCACAGUUGGUGCGUUCGCUUUCGUUGUGCGAGUCAAUCGACCUCCUCAGCCGAGCCCGGGUGACCAGUAGCCGCAGUAGACUCCCUGUCUACACGGCGGAAGGGGAAUCAGGAAAUUCUGGGGGUUCAGUGGUGGCUGCAAAAGACAUAGGUGAUAACUUUUUUGGCGAGACCUCACCGCUACCCCUCGCGGCUGACUCUCCGGUACCUGCGGAAUCCUACAAGCCAACAACCACUCGUGCCGCAGAUCAAGAUGCGCGUAUCGCGGCACUGGAAGCAGAGGUGCGCCUGCUGAAGGCGCAGAACGCUCAGUUGACGGUCAAUGCGUGUGCCCUCUACAAUACGCUGAUGCAGCACGUGGAGAAGCUCCGUGCCACUCUGCGCGAACGAGAGGCUGAAAUUGCCGAGUUUAAGGCCUCAUCUCGGCAUCGUGGGUCACCCUGA